Messenger RNA from Caenorhabditis briggsae, 2886 nucleotides. The transcript is spliced from 19 exons. Lineage: Eukaryota; Metazoa; Nematoda; Chromadorea; Rhabditida; Rhabditidae. The record is from RefSeq and is a predicted model, not a curated record. The coding region runs from base 1 to 2886 and encodes 961 amino acids.
AUGAACAAAUCACACUUGGGAACGGCGGACAAUCCUCAAGAAGUGGUCACAGCCCAUGAUAUCGGACGUCUUGUGGAUGUGGUAAAUGUUGGAAAAGGAUUCCUAAGAUAUGUUGGACCAAUUCACGGGAAAGAAGGAUUAUUCUGUGGAAUCGAAUUACUGGAACCUAACGGAAAACAUGAUGGAUCCUUUCAAGGUGUUUCUUAUUUUAUCGCGACUCCGCAGCAUGGAAUAUUUGCUCCAAUAUUCCGAGUGACUCUCGAUGCGGAUGAACGUCCGAAACAGCAACCGCCACCGAAUCCAUCAAACCGUCUCUCACGAUCUGCUCUUCCGGCUCUCCAAUUACGCAAUCCGCUAACCCAAGGGCGUAAACCGGAAGACGAUGUGAUGUCCACUUCGGUUUAUAUUUCAUCCUCUGGUACUAAACCCAUUACAAUUCCAAAACAGUGCCGCCCGCCGGAGACUGAUCCAAUGCAAAUGUCCAUGUUUUCGGAUAUGAUGGACGGUUCGAUGGUUAGUCACAGGCACUUCUCGAACGGGUCCUGGAGUGAUAUUGGCGAAUCGAUGAUCACCUCGAAUUGCACUUUCACUGUUCGAAAAGGAGUGAGUUUAAAAAUUCAAAUCUUCAAAAAAAUGAAAAUGUUCCAGCCGCCAUUACCAAUGGACGAUGAUACGGAUCUGAUGAGUGUUCCGAUGGUUCAAUCAGUGUUCAAUAUUGAUAGAGAGGCAUUGCGAAGGGAAGAGCAGUUGCAAUCGUCUGUUGUGCUCGGCGAGUCGCGCAUCGGCGUCGAGCAUCUUCCGAUAAUAGAAGACGAGAACGAACUCGAGACGCCUCUCGUCGAGACGAGAACUCUGCCAAUUCCAAACGAUGUGAAUGCGAACUUAUCGAAAAAUCUCUCACCCACUAAUCCAUUCAUCCAAGACACACUGCCUCCUAUAUUGGAAACCCCAAAAGUGGAAGUUCGUGAAAAUGGAAACAUGGAUACUCCAACGUCACAACAAUCGCCGGCGGCUUCGGGUGGUUCAAUGGUAUCCCAGGAGAGCGAUUCCAGAAAAGAAGAGACGACAAAAAGUGACAAGAACCCACCUGUCCAACCUGUCAAACAACAGAAAAUGGAAGAGAAGGUUGAGAAACCAACAAAAAAGAAGGAUGAGCUACCAGCACCUCCACCACCACCAAAGUUCCCAGUCAAGGCGAAGGCACCGAGCAAGCAUCAAUUGAUGAUGGAGCAGUUGAAAGCAUCCAUCGAAGCAGAAAAAAAUAAACCAAAGAAAGAAGUGAAAAGUCGAGUUUCAUUGCUUCCACCACCAGCUCCAAAACCUCAGAAGGAGAAUAAAGAAGGCGGAGAAAUGACUGAAACCCCCCGAAGAUCUAUUUCAAAAACGCCGCUAAAAACCGUCAAUGCGAAGGCAAAAACAUCUCCAGCUCCACCAGUGGAGAGAGUGAAAAAGGAGAGAAAACCAUUGUAUACUCCUCCGCCGGCUAAAGAAAGAGUGGAAAAAGAGAAGAAACCACCGACAAAAGCCAUUGUGUCCCCUCCAUCAACUGGGGACAAAAAGCCAGUUGUAUCUUCGAUUCCAUCGACGUCUUCAGCUCCAAAGGGUACAUACCCAACGUCUUCGUUUGCUGGUGGAAAGAUUCAGGCGCCACGGAAGGCGUCGACGGCGUCUUCAGUGACGAAGAAAAAAAAGCCAAUAGAUGAGAAAGAAAAACUCGCCCGUCUGCAUGAAUCCAUUCGAGCAUUCGAUGCCAUUAUGAUAGUUAUGAGUCAACAGAAUGAAGCUAACGAAAAGAAAUUAGGACAUAUUAGUGAGCAAUAUGAAAAGAAGACGUCCGAGUUGGGAGAUUUGAAGAAGAUGCUCGAUGAGGCGAGGAGGAAGUUUGAAGCGGAUGUUGAGCAGAUGAAAAGUAACAAUCAACAAGUUAUUCGAAAUCAUGCAAAUACCGUCGAGAGUAUGCAGAAGGCUCAUGAGACUCAGAAUGCCGAAAAGAACAAGGAGUCUGAAAGAAACCUUGAAGACGAACGUGCCCGUCGAGAAGCCGAAAUCCUUGCCAUGAACAAUCGACACCAAAAAGUCGUUGCUUGUCUGGAUGAGAAAAUCGCAGAAGCUGAAAAACAAUGUGAACAACUUAGUGCUGAUAAGAAGACCCUUCAAGCAGCUCUGGCCAACGAUUGUGAUCAUAGAAAUCAGAUGUUGACGAAGGAGAUAUCAUCGCUUCAGACUGCUCUAGAAAUGAAAUCUGCAGAGAUGAAAGAUCUGCGGCAGAAGAAUCAGAAUCUGUCCCUACAAGUCGACGAAAUCCCGUUGAAAGAGUUGGAAAUCAGCAAAUGGAAGCACAAGUCAAAUGAGUAUAAGCAGAUGUUGGAUCAGAAGAUCAAUGGAGAGAAAAUCCUUGUCCAACAAAUUGAAGACCUUCGAAGGAAGCAAAUUCACGAUGAAGAGGAGAAGGAGGCGAUGAAGAGAAGCUUUGAUUUGAUGCAAUUCAAAUAUGAAAACGGAGAUGAUCCAAAUGUCACUAGUGUUAUGUCAGCGCCAAUGGAAUGUCGAUUCGGCACACCAACAAAAGUUCAAUUCCGAUCUCGAUCUUCUGCAUCCGGAAGUCGUCCGAUUUCCAUGGCAGCCAGCAACGGAGAUCAAAGACUUUCCACUUCCUCACAUCAUGACGAUAGUAUGAAUCGAUCGACUAUUUCCAUGUACACCAGCCACAUCCGCCUCCCUGAAAACCAUGCAGAUGACGUCAUUUAUGCUCCAGAUGAGAUUAUUUCUAGUAGGAGUGGCUCGAUUUCUCAGCGUCUCGCUAUCGCUAUUGAAGACGAUGGAGAGCCAAUUUUAAAAAGCGAAUCUCGGAACGCAUCGGAUUCUGGAAUUGGUCUAGUCAUGUGA